AUGACCAAUCCACAUCCACCCCUAAACCCUGACCACGACAAGGAUCAUGGAGCCGGAGUCGGGCCCCCACAACCCAAGGGCACUGGGAAUGGCGCCGGAACACCCAAGACCCCCUCUACCAGGGCUGGAAGAGUUGGCAGGAACUUUCGAAAUGUUCGCACACAACACGUUGUCCGUCACCAGAAGACAGCAUAUGUCUACAGAAUUGGCAUACGCCUCCCCAAGGAGAAAUUGCGACAGUUCCCACGGUAUAACGGCAAAGUCGGCAAGUUUUUGCAUGAUGGUAAUGGGCCGUUUGUGACGCUCAAGGUCCCGCCGCUACAUACCAUUCUCAACAGGGGGGGUGGGCAGAUUCGAAUAAACACAUCUGCAACAGCAGUCUCAGCAGCUAUUCUGCCAGCAUCUACAGGGACGCUUUUGUCGGGAACUCCAUCUAUUUUCUCCGAGGAAGGGCGUGACUCCGGUCUCAUCACUCCCAUCACCAACGAGUCUUCACCUGGGGGAACUUGGCCCACCAACCAUCUUGGUCACGAGUGGAGGGGUGCUGAGAAGGAACUUCUGUUGGCUACCACUGGAUCCAGCAUCGUACACGAUCAACCUAGACUAUUUUGUCACGAUACCAGACAUCCGGCCGCUUCUACAAGCUUUGAGGAUUCGUUGGUGUUCUCCAGCAAGUCCCGCUCCGACUUUGAGGAUUUUCCUGUUGCCGAGCGGCUCCUGAGCGCCUCCAACGCCAACGAUACCACAAUGGCGCCAGUCAAGGACACCAGCAACGUGCACAAUACCAUCAAAGAUAUAAUCCAACAUCUUACAGACAUCCAGAUCCAAACCCAUGGCUACAUCCCUGCCACCCAAGACUUGCUUGUUGACAAACUUACCGAUCUGGCCAAUUCUCUCUCCCAAUUAAAACGCCUAACUUCGCCCACCGAAUCUCCCAACAACUAUAUCCAUCAAGUCGCGAUAGCCCCUGAGAUAGUGGACUACGUAGACGAUGGCCGCAAUCCAGAUAUUUUCACCCGAGAUUUCGUGGAGAACGUACAGAGAGGGAAUGCGGUGAUCAACGGCAAACAACAAGCGUUUAAGGAGUUCACCGAGAUUUUUGCGCAGAAGUUGAAGGAAGGGAUUCCAGGCGUGAGUAGGGAGGUGGAUAGGGUACUGAAGAAUGCUGGGUUUAAUGAGCAGGAUGGUGCAACGGCGAAUGGCGACGAACAGGUGGGUUUACAGCACGGUGACGGGAAGGAGAACGGGCCUUCGAAUGGGUAA
Molecule: messenger RNA, 1263 nt
Organism: Cladophialophora bantiana CBS 173.52
Lineage: Eukaryota; Fungi; Ascomycota; Eurotiomycetes; Chaetothyriales; Herpotrichiellaceae
Exons: 1
Coding region: 1-1263 (420 amino acids)
Biological process (GO): regulation of transcription by RNA polymerase II
Cellular component (GO): mediator complex
Molecular function (GO): transcription coregulator activity
Source: RefSeq, a predicted model, not a curated record